AUGCUGAAGUUUGACCUCUCUCAUGAAGCUCACUGCAGCAUCGCUGAGUACUGCUUACUGCAGCCUGAGGAAAUACUAUGGCGCUCCUGGAAGCGUUUAGAGGAUUGUGGAAAAGCUGUCCUCAGAAGGCAUCGGGAAGAAGCUAGGGAAGACAUGCAGCUGAGAGCGGGAAAACCCCCUCAAGAUAAAAAGCUCUCUCCAAUACCAACUCAGCUGCUUGCUGGCUGGCCUAGACCACCAGUCUCUAGGGGCCGCACUUCACUGCAGCACUCUCGGGUGCGUAGACUGAAGCGCAAAAAGUGA
Pelobates cultripes (western spadefoot toad) is the source of this 303-nucleotide messenger RNA. Lineage: Eukaryota; Metazoa; Chordata; Amphibia; Anura; Pelobatidae. The record is from the annotation of a GenBank genome assembly.